AUGGCAUCUACCGAUAUUGUUACAAGGGAGCUGAAGAAUCCCAUGGACGUGGCCGAAUAUCUCUUCAGACGUCUGCACGAGGUCGGCAUCCGUGCCGUCCACGGCGUACCCGGCGACUACAACCUCUCUGCCUUGGAUUACCUUCCGAAGUGCGGCCUGAACUGGGUGGGCAACUGCAAUGAGCUCAACGCAGGUUAUGCGGCCGAUGGCUACGCCCGUGUAAAUGGAAUUGGCGCUUUAAUCACCACUUUCGGUGUUGGAGAGCUGUCCGCCCUCAAUGCCAUUGCUGGCGCAUACUCUGAAUUUGUCCCGAUCGUUCAUAUUGUCGGCCAGCCUACCACCCAAUCGCAGAAAGAUGGAAUGCUGCUCCACCACACUCUUGGAAAUGGCGACUUCAACGUGUUCAACAAGAUGAGCUCGGCCAUCUCUUGCUACACUGCUCGACUCAAUGACCCCCAUGAUGCUGCAACGCAGAUUGACAGUGCCAUCCGUGAAUGCUGGAUCCGCAGUCGUCCGGUCUACGUGACUCUUCCUACUGACAUGAUUGUCGCCAAGGUCAAUGGUGAUCGCCUGAAGCAGCCGAUCGACCUAUCUCUGCCUGAGAAUGACCCAGAGAAGGAGGACUAUGUCGUUGAUGUGGUUUUGAAGUAUCUCCAUGCAGCCAAGAACCCUAUCAUCCUGGUUGAUGCCUGCGCAAUUCGACACCGUGCUCUGGACGAGGUUCGCGACUUGAUCAAGGCCACCAACCUGCCCACGUUCGUCACGCCGAUGGGCAAAGGUGCAGUGAAUGAGACAUACAAGAACUUUGGAGGUGUGUACGCCGGAAGCGGCUCACAGCCCAAUGUGAGCGAGGCUGUUGAGGCUUCAGAUCUCAUUCUCAGCAUUGGUGCAAUCAAGUCGGACUUCAACACGACAGGAUUCACCUAUCGUAUUGGACAGCUGAAUACCAUUGAUUUCCACAGCACCUAUGUACGCGUGCGGUAUUCAGAAUAUCCCAACACCAACAUGAAGGGCGUCUUGCGGAAGGUUGUCCAGAAGAUGGGCAAGGUCAAUGCUGUUGCUCCGCCUCCCCUCACAAAUCGUCUCCCUGAGAGCGAGAAGAACUCAAGCAGCCAGGUCAUCACCCACGACUGGCUGUGGCCGACCGUUGGUCAGUGGUUGGAGGAGAAGGAUAUUAUCAUCACCGAGACCGGUACCGCCAACUUUGGAAUCUGGGAUACCCGAUUCCCUGCAAAUGUAACUGCGAUCAGCCAGGUCCUCUGGGGCAGCAUUGGCUAUUCGCUCGGAUCAUGCCAGGGCGCCGCAUUAGCCGCGAAGGAGCAAAACAACCGCCGCACCAUCCUGUUCAUCGGAGAUGGUAGCACCCAAUUGACUGUCCAGGAACUUAGCACGAUUCUGCGGAACAAGCUGAGCCCUAUUGUGUUCGUGAUCUGCAACGAAGGCUACACUAUUGAACGCUACAUCCACGGAUGGGAUGCAGGCUACAACGACAUCCAGCCCUGGGACUUUUACAAUAUCCCCAAGGUAUUCGGUGGCCAGGACGGAUAUAAGGGUUACCGGGUGAAAACCCGGGAUGAACUGAACCAGUUAUUUGCUGACCAAGACUUCUGCAUCUCGGACAAGCUUCGCCUGGUUGAGCUGUACAUGCCCCGAGACGACGCCCCAUCCGCUUUGAAGUUGACCGCCAAGGCUGCAGCCAAGCGCAACGAAUAA
Molecule: messenger RNA, 1713 nt
Organism: Penicillium atrosanguineum
Lineage: Eukaryota; Fungi; Ascomycota; Eurotiomycetes; Eurotiales; Aspergillaceae
Product: alpha-keto acid decarboxylase family protein
Exons: 4
Coding region: 1-1713 (570 amino acids)
Molecular function (GO): carboxy-lyase activity; thiamine pyrophosphate binding; magnesium ion binding
Source: RefSeq, a predicted model, not a curated record